AUCAUAACAUCAACAUUAGACAAUAGGUCAUCUGUUAGCCACGCUGAAAGGAUAAUGAAGUUGGCUGACAACGCGAAGAGUUGUGUUAGAAAUUUAGAUCCGUCAAACGAGCUAAUUGUUUUACGGAUGGGUACUAAAAAACGAGAGGUACUGGUGAAACCUGGUAAAGAUUUCAUAAUGACCGUUCUUCAGAAACAAAAUUUUAAAUCUUUUAUGAGAAGUAUAAUAGCAAACUCUCAAUAAUGCAUUAUUAAAUUGAUUGUAAUAAAACAAAAAUGUUAUUAUGUACCUAAUUAUAAAUUUGUUAUAUUGUAUCUAUUUGGCUAUACUAUACGUAAGA
This is a messenger RNA of Acyrthosiphon pisum (pea aphid), 340 nucleotides long. Its product is annotated as dynein light chain roadblock-type 2-like. The transcript is spliced from 2 exons. The record is from RefSeq and is a predicted model, not a curated record. Bases 55 to 243 code for a protein of 62 amino acids. NCBI's taxonomy places the organism in Eukaryota, Metazoa, Arthropoda, Insecta, Hemiptera, Aphididae.